Messenger RNA from Contarinia nasturtii (swede midge), 1455 nucleotides. RefSeq names its product lipopolysaccharide-induced tumor necrosis factor-alpha factor homolog. Bases 238 to 618 code for a protein of 126 amino acids. Gene Ontology annotation, molecular function: zinc ion binding. NCBI's taxonomy places the organism in Eukaryota, Metazoa, Arthropoda, Insecta, Diptera, Cecidomyiidae. The transcript has 7 exons. The record is from RefSeq and is a predicted model, not a curated record.
GUUGAAAAAUAUUAUGAGAAACAUAAAGUUGGAAUAGUUAGUCUAUAUACGUCGUCUUCAAAACCAGAAUACUCUCUGUCUCAUUCACAUUUCGUCGAAAACAACAAGUAAACGAAACGACAACAUCACUUACGAAAAGAAGAAAAAGUGAAAUAAUUUCCACAUAUAAAAUUAAAUCGCAGUCAAUAUUCAUUUUUCAAUUUUUAUUUCGUGAAUUAAUUAACUAAUAGAUAAAAAAUGAGCAAAAACGGACAACCACCGCCCGCCUAUGGCUUUGUCGCACCACCAUCAGCUCCACCCAGCUAUGCACAAGCCGUUGGAGGGGUACCACCAUCUAGCCCAUUUGUUCCACAACAGGCAACAACAACUCACAUCGUUACAACAGUUUUGCCAAUUGGAAACCACCCAACUCACAUGAUUUGUCCCUCUUGCCAUGCUGAAAUCCAAACGCGAACAAGACGUGAACCAGGUUUGAUCGCAUAUGUCUCCGGUUUUAUCAUUGCUUUAAUGGGCUGCUGGUUGGGAUGCUGUCUCAUUCCAUGUUGUAUUGAUGAAUGCAUGGACGUCCAUCAUACAUGCCCCAACUGUCACGCUUAUAUGGGAAGGUACCGACGAUAAAAACAGAAACUCAUUUUAACAGGAAGAAACACCUCUUUUUCUCUAUAAUGCGCUUCAAACGAAAGUGACCAAGAAUAAUAGAAGAAGAACAAAAACAACAACAACAACAUGUCUUGCAAACAGUUGCAUGUCUUUCGUUUAAGAUUCCAAAUACACUGAUUUUUUUUUUACACAAAAUUCUAAUCGUAAUGCUUCUAAUAAAAAAUAAAGAUGAACAAAUCUUAUACAUUCAGUAUUUAUAACAAACAAUAGAAAAAUAAAAUAUCUACUAUAUGAAAUGAAUCAGUAAAAUUACACUUCAUCUAAAUAAUAUUAUACAUAUAAAUAUUGAUAUCUGGAAUGUCAUACGAAAGAAAGAAAGACAAAUUGCAUGAAUCGAUCGAAAUUCAAAUUGUAAAAAUUAUUGUAACGUAUUUGCUCACCAGCAUCAAAAACAUUUUAAAAGAAAGAAUUCUUCCUAAUUGUUCAAAGAAAAAGAGUAACUAAAAUAGCCAUACGAGGAACUCAAAAAUAACUUUAAAAAAGUCAGACAUUUUAUUUAAAUAUUUUCAGCCGGCUGAAUCGGCUCAAGUAGCUAAAACAAUCACUUUUAUUAUUGUCGCUGCAUUUCAGCGCCUGGCAUUGGCGGCAUGAGCCGAUUCAGCUGACUGAAAAUAUCUCAAUGAAAUCUGUCUGAAAAAGAAUAUCAUAAAAUUUAUAUAGAAUUAUCGCACGCGAAUAAAAUAAUGAUAACUUGUGAAUGUUUGUUCUUUUAACCUAUGCUCUCCUUUAACCGAAUGAAAAUAAGAAUAGGGUUUUCUAUAGUCUUUUUUAACAUAAAUUAUUUAAUAAUCUCAA